CCAGAGCCUCUCCCUCCUUUCCUCCUCUCCGUCCCCCUCCGCCUCACUUGCAACGUGUUGCAAUUCCUCUUAGCGCACAUCCAGCUUGCCAAACCGCGGAAAAAGUUUGGAAGUCUUGGAGAAAGCUACUCUCUCGCUCCCCCCCAUUUCCCUUCCGCCCACAACUGGCUGGGCAGCCUGUGGGGUUCGUGACGCAGCGUCUGAAUUCUUAGAAGGCAGGGGAGGGGCGCUUUUUUCCCUUUUUUUUUUUGGAGGGGGGCGCAUUCCUUGUCUCUCCCAUCUCCUUGUCUCUUUACCCUCCCAUCACCUUCGGAACAGGAGGAGGGGGAGAAAAGGACACUGAGUCAGCACGGAGAGAGAGAGAGAGUGCGCAAGGACGCAAAGCAGGAGAAGAGGAGAGGGAGAUCAGUCCCAGCCCCCCACCCCACCCCACCGCUAUGAAACUUCCCAGCCCCCCCUCUUCGCCACGGCCUCGCUUGCUGAGAUGCGCCCUGGGCAUCCUUCUGACCAUUGAGCUCGGACUCUGCGCUCUUCUCCCAGACUCGGGGAUAUUCCUCAUCUAUAGCAGUGGUCUGCAAGGCUGCUUGGAGACUAAGGACUCUCUAGUGAAAAUUUCCAGGAGCUGCAACACCAGCCUCCCAGCUCAGAAGUGGAAAUGGGUUUCCCGGAACCGGCUUUUCAACGUUGGGACCAUGCAGUGCUUGGGGGUCUCCUGGAAGUCUGCAAACUCCAGCGCGACAGCCCAGGCACUAGGCACCUAUGAGUGCGACCGGGAAUCUGUCAACAUGCGGUGGAACUGCCGGAGCCUGGGUGACCAGCUCUCCCAGUAUUUGAGCUCCAGGUUGGGGAACUGGUCACUGACACUAUCGGAGAGGGGCGACCAGGCACGGGGAGGCCAAUGGAAGAUCUAUGGCCACGAUGAAGAUUUGUGCUCCAGGCCCUAUUCGGAAAUUUACACCAUUCAAGGCAACUCUCACGGGAAGCCCUGUACCAUCCCUUUCAAAUACGACAACCAGUGGUUCUAUGACUGCACCAGCAUGGGGCGUGGAGAUGGUCACCUCUGGUGUGCCACCACACAGGAUUACGGCAAAGAUGAAAGAUGGGGGUUCUGCCCCAUUAAGAGUGAUGACUGCGAUACAUUUUGGGACAGGGACCAGCUCACCAACAGCUGCUACCAGUUCAACUUCCAGUCCACCCUGUCUUGGCAGGAGGCUGGGAAGAGCUGUGAGCAGCAAGGGGCCAGCCUGCUGAGCAUCACCGAGGUCCACGAACAGACUUACAUCAAUGGACUGCUAACAGGAUAUGGUUCUACACUCUGGAUUGGGCUUAAUGAUCUGGACCUCAACGGGGGCUGGCAGUGGUCAGACAACUCACCCUUGAAGUUCCUUAACUGGGAGAGUGAUCAGCCUGACAACCCCAGUGAAGAAAACUGUGGGGUGAUACGGACAGAGUCGUCGGGGGAAUGGCAGAACCGUGACUGUAGCAUGGCCCUGCCCUACAUCUGCAAGAAGAAACCCAAUGCCACUUCUAAUAUAUACUUCUUACUGGAGUCUGAUGUGAAGGUUGACUGUGAUCCGAGCUGGCAGCCUUUUCAGACCAACUGCUACCGCUUGAUCAGUGAAAAGAAGAGUUGGCCAGAUGCCAAGAAGACCUGCUUGCGGAGCGAAGGAGAUCUGGUCAGCAUCCACACCCUCAACGAACUGGAGUUUGUUACCAAGCAAAUCAAGCAAGAUGUCGAAGAACUCUGGAUUGGCCUGAACGAUCUCAAGCGACAGAUGAGCUUUGAGUGGUCAGACGGCACGCCAGUGCAGUUCACAUUCUGGCACCCUUUUGAGCCCAACAAUUUCCGAGACAGCCUGGAGGAUUGCGUGACGAUCUGGGGACCGGAGGGGAGGUGGAACGACAGCCCUUGCAACCUGACGUUGCCUUCUGUGUGCAAGAAGCGGGGCCGCGUGAGCCAAGGGAGAGAAGAGGAGGACCAUGGCUGCAGAAAGGGUUGGAAAUGGCAAACUCCAUCUUGCUAUUGGCUGGGAGAUGACCAUGUGACAUACAGUGAGGCUCGGAAGGUGUGCACAGAUUAUUCGUCUACUCUGGUCACCAUCACCAACAGGUUUGAACAGGCCUAUGUGAGCAGCCUAAUUUAUGGCUGGGAGGACGAAUAUUUCUGGACAGCUCUACAGGACAUAAAUGAAACGGGCUCCUUUCAUUGGCUGAGCGGGGAUGAAGUCACCUACACACACUGGAAUCGCAACCAGCCCGGUUAUAACAAAGGCGGCUGUGUUGCCUUGGCCACGGGGAGUGCCAUGGGACUAUGGGAAGUGAAGAACUGCACCAGUUUCAAGGCCAAAUACAUCUGCAGGCAGAACUUGGGAACUCCCGUGAACCCUGAGCUUCCUUCACCUCAUCCCACCCCGAGCCUCACGGGAACUUGUCCAGCGGGAUGGGUCACCAGCCCCAAGUUGAGGCAUUGCUACAAGGUGUUCACCUACGACAAACUGCAGGAGAAGAAAAACUGGAUCAUGGCCCAUUUGUUCUGCAACGAUCGGAAGGCACAACUCUUGAGCAUUGGCACUUACGAGGAGGAACAUUUUAUAGCCAGCACACUCAACAAGAUAUUUGGGGCAUCAGAACCUGAAAUCCAUGAACAGCAUUGGUUUUGGAUCGGCUUGAAUCGCCGGGACCCUGGACUUGAGAGGAGCUGGCGAUGGAGUGAUGGUCUUGGGUUCUCCUACCAUAACUUUGACCGCAGCAAUCAUGACGACGAGGACAUCCGGAAUUGUGUGGCGCUGGACUUGGCAUCCUUGCAGUGGAUGCCUCUUCAGUGCGAUGCUCAACUGGACUGGAUCUGCAAACUGCCCAAAGGCACUGAUGUGAAAGAGCCAGAGACAACCGUUCAAGCGAGCAAUGAGUGGGUGAAAUACCAAGAUGCUGAGUACAAGUUCUUUGACCAUCAUUCAACUUGGGUGCAGGCUCAGAGGAUCUGCACUUGGUUCCAAGCUGAGCUGGUGUCAAUUCAUAAUCAAGCUGAGCUGGACUUCCUGGGUCAGAACUUGAAGAAGUUUUCAAGGGGACAGGAGCAGCACUGGUGGAUUGGGCUGAGCACCUAUGAGAACGAUGGACGAUUUCGGUGGUCUGAUUAUUCUCUGUUGAACUUCAUCUCAUGGGCACCGGGAAAGCCACGGCCUAUCACCAAGGACAGGAAGUGUGUAUACAUGACUGCUAGCCGAGAGGAUUGGGGUGACCAGAAGUGUUUCACCGCUCUGCCUUACAUCUGCAAGCGCACCAAUAUUACCACAGGCUCCUUGCCACCCCUGCCAGCGCCUACUCCUGGCAGCUGUGCCCAGGGCUGGCAUGCUGUCGGCAAUAAGUGCUUUAGGAUUAACAGCGAAGAGCAGGUGACUUGGCAAGAGGCGAAGCGAAGGUGUGAGAUUCAGGGGGGCGUGCUGGCAACCAUCGCCAAUUACGUUGAGCAAGCCUUUAUAACCACUCUUCUCCCAAACGUGACCUCUGACCUGUGGAUCGGCCUCCAGGAUGCAAAGAAGGAGUUCCAAUGGGUGGAAGCCGAGCCUGUCAGCUUUGUGAACUGGGGUCCUGGUGAGCCCUCCGGAUGCGGGGCAUCCACAGCUAAUGAGAACCCGACCAACUGCGCUGUGGUUUGGCAUGGCAUCCCGCCCCAGUUCACUGGCCGCUGGGAUGACAGGAAUUGCCUGGAGGAGAAAAAUGCCUUCAUCUGCCAGAGGAGGAAAGAUCCUGCCCUGAGCCCUUCCCCAGCAACCUUCCCCCCUGCUCCCAACUCCACCCUCUCGUACUUCAACAGCACUUACCGCAUCCUGCAGAAGCCUCUCAGGUGGCAGGAAGCCAUGCUCCUGUGCGAGAGCCUCAAUACAAGCCUGGCGAGCAUGACGGAGCCGUACACCCAGGCUUUCCUCACCCAAGCAGUGAGCAGCCUGCGAGCCCCGCUCUGGAUUGGCUUGUCCAAUGAGGAGGGGAGGCGAAGCUAUACGUGGUUCACAGAGGAGAGCCUUUCCUACACAAACUGGCAGGCCGGAGAACCGCAGCAGCUUGUGGGGUGUGCAUACAUGGAUGUAGAUGGGACCUGGAGGACCGCCGGCUGCGACACCAAGCUUCAAGGGGCCAUCUGCAAAAUGAGCACAGGGGCCCUUCCCCCCCACAAGUGGAGGUACAAUGGGAGCUGCCCUAAAUCUGUGGAGGAUUCUUCCUGGAUCCCCUUCCGGAAUCACUGCUAUGCCUUCCACAUGGAAGUCGUGCUGGAGCAGAAAGAAGCUAAGAAGAGAUGUCAGAAAGUUGGAGGUACUGUGCUGUCCAUCCUAGACGAGAUCGAGAACCUAUUCGUGUGGGAGCAUCUUCAGGCUUAUGAGAGCCAAUCCAAAGGAGCUUGGCUGGGGAUGGCCUUUAACCCCAAAGGGGGCACACUUGUCUGGCAUGACAACAUGGCGGUGAACUAUUCUAACUGGGGGCAGGAUGACACAGGACCGAGCAUGCUCAGCCAAAACAGCUGCUACUGGAUCCAGAGCAGUAACGGGGUGUGGCACUUAGGCUCCUGCUCCAACGUAACCAUGGGAGUCAUCUGCAAGACAGCCCGAGCGGAAGAAAGCAGCCUCUCCAGAUCAGCUUUCCUGGAGAACACAAAGGCCAUUGCGGUGGUUAUCCUCUCCUCCUUAGCACUGUGUGCACUGAUAGCAGUCGCUAUCUAUCUGUACAAGCGCCGGCGGACCUCGGAGCGAGGGGCGUUUGAGAGUGCCCGUUACAGCCGUACCAACUCCAACCCCAGUGAAUCUGCAGAGAAGAACAUUCUGGUGUCUGAUAUGGAGAUGAAUGAACAGCAAGACUAGUGUUGGAAUUGGCGAGCCCGGGGUGGGGGUGGGGUGGGGAGGGACGUGAGUACCUGUCAUAACAUGCCAUCUCAACAGCAAGCCCCCGAGGACAGCAUAGGGCAACAGCAGGGUCAAUAGAUAGGACUGUGAACUACUAAGGAGAUGUGGAGCAAUACUAAAAAAAAAAAGGUCCCAUUUGUAUGUGACACUAGAAGAAAUUCAACCUUGGCCUUGUACGUCUGCCCUUCUCAAAGAAGAGCCAUGGAAGAAAAGGGAAGGUGGUUCAUUUGCUGGAGAGAGAGAGCUAGAAAGCCUCAUUUUGGGUGAAAAGGGAAGGUGGUUCAUUUGCUGGAGAGAGUGAGCUAGAAAACCUCAUUUUGGCUGAAAAGGGAAGGUGGUUCACUUGCUGGAGGGAGCGAGCUAGAAAACCUCAUUUUGGAUGCUGCAGACUCUGCAGCGCAGCGUCUUCUCCACAUUUCCUUAGAGAAUGAAAUUGCAAGCAUUACUUCUUCCUGGUUCUAAUAUUAAAACAGGGAAGGGCUUUCAGGGUUCCCCCGUGUUCUUCUUGGUAAGAACACGUCUGUCUUAUUUUGGAUUACUUUUUGAAGCCAUAAGAGUGAUGGGCUCUUGAAUUCCUAGUAACGGUGGUUCGAUCUUCUAUUCCUCUGAUGCCGAGAUACCCCGAGAUAAAUUCUUCCCCAGCCAUGCCACUACCAUAGCAACCAUUCUGCUGUUAAAUUCUGUUGCCAUAUAGAGGGCCUUUCUGCGAAAACGACUGAAAGUGGUGCCACAAGCAUUUUCACAGCUUCAAAACGACCUCUUGGUGACAAAUGAGUAACGGGUGUGAGCUUGGGGGUGGUGAAGAAGACAGGAACGUUGCUAUUUGCCUCUGCCUCUUUUAACGAUGACUUUGGCUAGAUAUGCACUUCCUUGCAAAGCUCAAGCCUUCAAAGAAUUGAACAUCAUUAUCAGCCCUUCUACAAACUGGUGGUUUGGGGAGUUCACCAAAUGGCCCUGGGGGUUGUGUCAUUUCCCACUGAUCACGAAACGAAACAAUGCAUCGAGCAGGUAAAGUGCGGGGAUGAGACAACUGCAUUUCAAACAGGAACAAUGAGCAUGAAUUGUUGAUUCGAGGCAAGGCCUGGUUUCCCCCCCAAGACCAAAAUGUUGCGGUCUGAGCACUUAAAGAGAACGCAUUGUCUCUGCAACAGAAACACUGCCCUGAACUUAAAAUGAGAAACAAAUGCAUAUUUAUUGCCGAAAACAGUUUUUUUGCAGAAAGGUCCUCGGAACAACAGCAUUUCUUGAGUGGAAAACUAAUAUACUGGCACUUGUUUUUUUAAUUUUAAUUUUGUUUUUGUUGUUGCCUUGCUGGAUAAGAGGUAUACUCUAUCAAAGUGAAUGUUUGACAAUUAUACCUUCUUUUGAGGGUAUUUUGUGUCUGUGUGUAGAGGUGAUGGCCAAAGGUUCUACAAUUCCCCCCUUUCCCACUUAAUUUUCAAUCAUUCUAAGCAAUGCAACAAACAGGACACUAAAGUUUUCUUGCUUCCAGAAUAAGUAUACAACCUGGGCUUGGAUAGCAUAUGCUAGGAGCCUAGUGAGAGACCCUGGGUGAAAGAAAUGUGGAAUUAAGGGUGAACAAAUCGAACGGGAUGCUGUGGCUGUCAUUUUGUCCUUUGCUUCCAACUAAAUAACUUUGGAACAGUGGCUGUGCUAAAGAUGAUAAAGGGAGAAUGGUUCUUUUCUGCUACUCAAAUAAUUAUGAGAAUUGUUGUAUAUAUAUAAAAAAAAUCUGGUAAUUUUCACUUAAGCUGGAUAUUAAGUGUUCAUAAAAAUGUUUACCUUUGUCUCUUUAAUCUUUAGGUACCCGGAAGCUGCCAUACCAGGCCAUGGUAUGGGGAGUUUCUGAGACAAUCUUAAGUUUUCUAGUUCCUUUUCCCUUGAUGACUGCUGCUUGUUUCCCGGGCAUCUUUUUGGUUUAGAUAAAGAUGUUCAUACAUAUUGA
Molecule: messenger RNA, 6840 nt
Organism: Zootoca vivipara (common lizard)
Lineage: Eukaryota; Metazoa; Chordata; Lepidosauria; Squamata; Lacertidae
Gene: MRC2
Product: mannose receptor C-type 2
Source: RefSeq, a predicted model, not a curated record